GCCAUUGCCGAGAGACAGACGAGUGAAAGAAAAAUCUGCCAUUUACUGUAACAUUUCCAUGGAUGUGAAAGAGGAGAAGUGUGAGGCUGACAUGAAUUUAAUGGAAGAAAGGACCACAAAUGUUGAGGAGGACUGCGAAUGGGAGAGUGUCCACCCUAAACAGGAGAGUCUGGGCAUUAAGGACGAGGACUGUGAACUGGGGUCAGUGAGUAUUAAAGAAGAGGCUGAAGAGAAAUCUGUCAGCACUGAGAUACACAACUACAGAAGUAUGGAGAGUGUCAAGGAAGAUAACCUUUAUUAUGGACAUCAAGAUGGAGCAGUGACUGGGUUAGUCUCUUCACAUAGCAGACACUCUUUAUCUGUAGAGUCUUCUACCAGUGUAAAAGGUGAAUCGUUACAGUCUGACACAAAGAGGACCGAAGAAAUUUCAUCUCCUAGAACUCUGGAACAUCAGCCACUACCUAAAAAUUCAUCUAAAACAAGAAUCAAACGUCACAGCUGUUCUGAAUGUGGGAAACAAUUUUCUGGCAUAAGUAAUCUUCGGAGCCACCAAAGAAUUCACACUGGGGAGAACUCACACAGUAAUUCUCUUCUGAUUCAAAUUAAAACUAACUCAGAAGUGAAGGCAUAUUGCUGUUCUGAAUGUGGCAAACAAUUUUCACGAAGAAACAACCUUUUUGACCAUAAAAGAAUUCACACAGGAGAGAAGCCGUAUUGCUGCCCUGAAUGUGGAAAACGAUUCUCUCACUGUAGUUCUCUUCAGAAACACAUUAAAUCUCACAAAGAAGUGAAGCUGUAUUGCUGUUCUGAAUGUGGCAAAAAGUUUUCACAAAGAUGCCAUCUUCAGAGCCACCAAAGAAUUCACACAGGGGAGAAACCAUAUUGCUGCCCAGAAUGUGGAAAACGAUUCUCUCACUGUAGUAAUCUUCAGAAGCACAUUAAAACUCACACAGGUGAGAAGCCAUAUUGUUGUUCUGAUUGUGGUAAAAGGUUUUCACAAAGAUGCCACCUUCACAGCCACCAAAGAACUCACACAGGAGAGAAGCCAUAUUACUGUUCUGAAUGUGGUAAACAAUUCUCGCACAGUAGUACUCUUCUGAUACACAUUAAAGCUCACUCAGGAGAGAAGCCAUAUGGCUGUUCUGAAUGUGGUAAACAGUUUUCACGAAGAAACAACCUUUUGAUUCACAAAAGAAUUCACACAGGGGAAAAGCCAUAUUGCUGCCCUGAAUGUGGAAAACAAUUCUCUCGGCUUUGUACUCUUCAGAUACACGUUAAAACUCACACAGGAGAGAAGCCAUAUUGCUGUUUGGAAUGUGGCAAACACUUUUCACAAAAAGGCCAUCUUCAUAGCCACCAAAGAAUUCACACAGGGGCAAAACCAUAUUGCUCUUCUGAAUGUGGCAAACAGUUUUCACAAAGCAACAACUUUUCGGAUGACAAAAGAAUUCACACAAAGAAGCCAUAUUACUGUUCUGAAUGUGGCAAACACUUUUCAAAAAGACAUACUCUUCAGAUCCACCAAAGAAUUCACACAGGGCAGAAGCCAUAUUGCUGCCCUGAAUGUGGAAAACAAUUCUCUCGCAGUAGUACUCUUCACAUUCACAUUAAAACUCACACUGGACAGAAGCCAUGUUGCUGCUCUGAAUGUGGUUAAACAUUUUAACCAAGAUGCCAUCUUUAUAGCCAACAAAGAAUUCACAUAGGGGAGAAGCCAUAACACUUUUCACACAGUAAUACUCUUUGGAGGCACAUUAAAACUCACUCAGGAGGAAGCCAUACUGCUGUUUGGAACGUGGCAAAUAGUUUUAAUAAAGAAAACACCUUUCACCUCACAAAGUAAUUUACAAAGGAGCGAAGCCAUGUUACUGUUCUGAUUAUGGCAUAGUUUUCAUUUGGAGACCAUCUUAAUUACCACAAAAGAUUUCACACAAGAGAGAAAUGUUUGGAUUAGUAAACGUACCAAGUAGCAUUCAUUAAUGGAAAAUUAAAAUCAACCUUUGUUAAAGAU
Messenger RNA from Erpetoichthys calabaricus (reedfish), 2011 nucleotides. Its product is annotated as gastrula zinc finger protein XlCGF57.1-like. NCBI's taxonomy places the organism in Eukaryota, Metazoa, Chordata, Cladistia, Polypteriformes, Polypteridae. Gene Ontology annotation, molecular function: DNA-binding transcription factor activity, RNA polymerase II-specific; RNA polymerase II cis-regulatory region sequence-specific DNA binding. The coding region runs from base 59 to 1657 and encodes 532 amino acids. The record is from RefSeq and is a predicted model, not a curated record. The transcript has 3 exons. Gene Ontology annotation, biological process: regulation of transcription by RNA polymerase II.